Microthlaspi erraticum is the source of this 723-nucleotide messenger RNA. Lineage: Eukaryota; Viridiplantae; Streptophyta; Magnoliopsida; Brassicales; Brassicaceae. The record is from the annotation of a GenBank genome assembly.
AUGCGUACACUACUCAAAUGCAAUUUUGCUCCAUAUGGUAAAGAUUUUCCGGGUAAGAUUGCUACUGGAAGAUUUAGCGAUGGAAGAGUUCCAUCUGAAAUCAUAGCUGAAAGGUUAGGAAUCACAAAAACAAUACCAGCAUACCUAGAUCCAACGCUGAAAAAUGAGGAUCUUAUCAAGGGUAUAAAUUUUGCUUCGGGUGGUUCUGGAUAUGAUCCGUUAACAUCUAAAAUAGUGGAGUUAUAUGGACUUGGAGCCCGGAGAAUUGGAGUGUUUAGUGCAGUUCCAGUUGGAUGCGUACCAGCACGCAGAACACUUACUGGAAUAAAAAGAACAUGCUCUGAUAAACUAAACAACAUGGCUCUUCAGUUCAAUGCAAAACUAUCGCCUUCACUGGAGGCAUUAGGAAAAGAGUCGCCAGGCAGCAAAAUUGUAUUUAUUAACGUAUAUGACAUUCUUCUUGACAUGAUUGAAAACCCAAAAAACUAUGACCCACCUGCUGCUCUUUAUUAUGCUGCUGAGACAUGGGUCGAUGCCUUGAAUGGGCGUCCAUACCUCGGUGAGUCAACACCAAACUUGGCUGAUCUCGCAGUGUUUGGUGUCUUGAGGCCAAUAAGGUACCUUCGAUCGGGGAAGUAUAUGGUGGACACCACACACAUAGGCGAAUGGUAUUCUCGAAUGGAGAACACGGUCGGAGAGCCUUCAAGGAUCAAAGAAGAGUAA